AUGGCUCACGGGCCUGGAAUCAAGCCUCGCAGGGCGGUCGCGCUCUUGAUGGGCGUCCUCGUUGUCCUCACGCUGGCCCUCCUCUCGCCGCAUACAGCCUCUGCUCGGCCUACCAAGGAUGGCGAUGAUGGCCUCACCAGCCAGAUGGCCCAGGAGGUGCAGGCGCGCGGCGGCACCACGAUCCAGGACCUUUCCAAGAUGAAGCACGCCCGCUGGGGCCACGGGCCCAAGCCGGUGCGCGGCGUCAACAUCGGCGGCUGGCUGAUCCUGGAAAACUGGCAGACGCCCUCGCUCUUCCUCACGCCGGACCUCAAGGACAAGAGCAUACCCGACGAGUGGACCUGGUCAAAGACGCUCGGCAACACGACGGCCACCCGAAAGCGCCUGCAGACGCACUACGCCAACUGGCUCAACGCCACCGACUUCAAGCGCAUGGCCGAGUACGGCCUCAACACCGUCCGGCUGCCCGUCCCCUACUGGGCGUUUGUGCCCAACGCCAAGGAGCCCUACCUGACCGGCCUGCAGCAGCCCUUCAUCGCCAAGGCGCUCGGCUGGGCGAGGGACAACAACCUCGACGUCGUCCUCGACCUGCACGGCGUCCCCGGCUCCCAGAACGGCUACGACAACAGCGGCCGCGCCGGGCGCAUCGGCUUCGGCGACAGCAAGGACAACAUGGACCUCGCCAUCCUGGCCCUCAUGCGCAUGACGGAGCUCUACGUCAACGACCCGUCGUACCGCGGCGUGGUCAAGGCGAUCGAGGUGGUCAACGAGCCAAAGGUGGGCGGCGGCGCGGUGCCGCUCGACUUCCUCCAGGAGUUUUACCGCAAGAGCUACGCCGCCAUCCGCAAUCAGAUCGACCCAAAGCGUGCGCCGCUGGUGCCGACGAUCCUCUUUAGCGAUGCCUUCCUCGACCUCUCGACGUGGGAUGACUUUUUCUGGGACAAGAGCUGGUACAAGACGGGCAGCUACGCCAUCGACACGCACAGCUACCAGGCGUGGUCGCCGCUCAAGGAGCUGUCGCCCAGCGGCCACAUCAAGCACGCCUGCUCGCUCGGCGCGCCGCUGAGCCACACGCGCUCCAUCCACCCGGUCGUGGUGGGCGAGUUUGCGCUGGGGAUCGAGACGCGCUGCGUGCCGUACCAGAGCUGCGCUGGCCGCAGCAUCAAGGACGACGUCGCGACGCUCAACACCGACUCGCAGAACCUGUUUGCGCGCAGGUUCUGGGAGGCGCAGACGCAGACGUUCGAGGGCAGCGGCAGCGGGUGGAUCUUUUGGAGCUGGAAGGGCGAGAGCACGGCGGCGUGGAGCUACCAGGCGGCCGUCGAGCAGGGUUGGAUCCCGAGGAACCUGGACGAGAGGGCGUUCAGGACUCAGGCGGGUCCCUACUGCGUGGAAAAGUCGCCCAGCGCCGCCGUUUCGUUCAAGACCCGCAGCGGGUAG
Messenger RNA from Pseudozyma flocculosa PF-1, 1440 nucleotides. RefSeq lists its product as uncharacterized. NCBI's taxonomy places the organism in Eukaryota, Fungi, Basidiomycota, Ustilaginomycetes, Ustilaginales, Ustilaginaceae. Gene Ontology annotation, cellular component: extracellular region; cell surface. Gene Ontology annotation, biological process: glucan catabolic process. Gene Ontology annotation, molecular function: beta-glucosidase activity. The coding region runs from base 1 to 1440 and encodes 479 amino acids. The transcript has a single exon. The record is from RefSeq and is a predicted model, not a curated record.